GGUGGCGUUAGUGUUCCUGAAGGCUACUGAGCCUACGCUGGUGCAGGACUUCAGUUUACACAGCGCUUUGACAGCUUUUGUCUCUCUUAAGCCUCCUGUCCCCGGGGUGAGGCUGGCGGAAUGGGUCAGCGGUCAACUGUUUACUCGGCCCACAUUCCGAGUUGGAAAAUGGGCCCCCGCGCGGGAGUGCGACUCGCUCCAGAGACAGUUAACUCAGCGACAGCCGGGGGCCCCGAUCCCCCCAGUUCGGCCUUCGGCCCCUCUGCACGCACGCGCAGUAGCAGAGCUCUUCCUGCGAAGAAGCUGCGGAUACUCAGCAGCGGCUGCGUCAGCGCGUGUGGCCGUGAGAGGGCCUCGAACGGCCUCACGUCACUGUGUGCGACGGCGCCUGCGCCGGAGACCAUGCUGCCAGCUGCGCGGCGAGUUCUGGGCCUCGUGCGGCUGCGGCUCCUUCGGAGGUGGUCUGGGCUCACGACCUUCUCCUUCCUGCGCGGCCUUGGGCCAGAGCCUUUGGAGACAGCCCGGUCACUGUGUUGCGAAUCCUCCCCUAGAGACGCACGGGAUGGAGAGGGACGGCGCGAAGCGGCACGGAGGAAAGCCCCCGGCACAGAGUCGCCCUCGUCUCUUCCUCCGCGCGUCCGAGGCACUGGGACCAGACGUCUUUCGUCGCUGGAAAGCCUCAGACUGCCGACGCCACGAGAGGAGUCACCCCCUCAAGAGCGCGAGGACUCGAGCGGAGUCCAGGGCCAGCCCGGUCCCGCCCACCGGGGAGCCGGGGGUCCCUUGCCGCCCUCCCUGGCCCAGUCCGGGACCGAGGUAGAAGAGCUUCAUGGCUCCUCUUCCCGGUUGACUUCCAGAGAGGGGCCCUUUCGCGCUGGGGAGCUGAUCUUAGCCGAGACGGGGAAGAGAGAAACACAAUUUAAAAAAUUAUUUAGGUUGAGUAACGCCGGACACUUAAAUAGUAGCUGGGGGACAGUCCCGUUCAGCGAGAUCGUGGGGAAGUUUCCCGGCCAGAUACUGAGGAGUUCCUCUGGGAAGCACUUCAUGCUGAGGAGGCCGGCGUUGGAAGACUAUGUAUUACUGAUGAAAAGAGGGCCUGCCAUAACAUAUCCGAAGGAUAUGAAUAUGAUACUGUCGAUGAUGGACAUCCACCCAGGUGAUACUGUUUUGGAAGCUGGCUCAGGCUCUGGUGGAAUGAGCUUAUUUUUAUCCAAAGCAGUGGGAUCACAAGGACAAGUCCUCAGUUUUGAAAUACGAAAAGACCACCUUGAAUUGGCUAAGAAGAAUUAUAAAAACUGGUGUGAUUCAUGGAAAAUAAGUCAUGUAGAAGAGUGGCCAGACAAUGUGAAUUUUAUUCAUAAGGAUAUUUCAGGAGCAACUGAAGAUAUAAAAUCUUUAACAUUUGAUGCGGUUGCUUUGGAUAUGUUGAAUCCUCAAGUUGCUUUGCCUGUUUUAUACCCAAAUCUUAAACAGGGUGGUAUAUGUGCUGUAUAUCUAGCAAACAUCACACAGGUUAUUGAACUUUUAGAUGGAAUUCGCAUCUGUGAACUUGCUCUCACGUGUGAAAAGAUAAAUGAAGUUAUUGUCAGAGAUUGGUUGGUUUGCCUUGCAAAACAGAAAAAUGGAACUUUACCUCAAAAAGUAGAACCUAAAAUCAAUACAGAUUUACAAUUACAUUCUCAAAAGAAAGUUAGCAUUGAAGAUGAGAUGUUUCAAGAGGAUGACCAUGAAGAAUCACAUUCGGAUUUUCCAUAUGGAUCAUUUCCCUAUAUUGCUAGACCUAUACACUGGCAAACUGGUCAUACAGCAUUUCUUGUCAAGCUGAGGAAGUUUAAACCACAACUUAACUGAGUACCUCAGAGGAUAGCAACUGAUGUGAAGAACGAAAGGUAUCACAAUAGAACUUUAUAUUGCAAAACACUACUUUCAUAGAUUGAAAUUUUUUGUAUAUGAUUUGUAUAACUUUUACAUAUAAUUUCAAAAAAUAACAAAAGCUGAAGGAAGAUGUGUAACAUUUCAAAACAAUUUAAAUGUCCCAUUUUGACACUUGUCUUGUAGUUUGACAUUUUGUAGUUAAUGAUUCCAAGUUGGUUUAGUUGAGCCAUUUCAUUCUUCACUUCCUGUAAACCACUCCAUAGAUUUGUCUUUCUUCAUAAAAUUAGUUUUCUUUUCUUUGUCUGAUUGAUGGUCGUUGGCUACCAAAAUAAAAUACGCAUUUUAAGAUAAA
Neofelis nebulosa (Clouded leopard) is the source of this 2227-nucleotide messenger RNA. RefSeq names its product tRNA methyltransferase 61B (gene TRMT61B). NCBI's taxonomy places the organism in Eukaryota, Metazoa, Chordata, Mammalia, Carnivora, Felidae. Gene Ontology annotation, biological process: tRNA methylation. The record is from RefSeq and is a predicted model, not a curated record. Gene Ontology annotation, cellular component: tRNA (m1A) methyltransferase complex.